UGCGCAUGCUUGGGCCGCCGGCUACCUCUUCUGCGAUUUUGCGUUUCCGCCUUUCCUUUUGUUUGUCUCAGGUUUUGCGUGGGAGGCGGUCCCGGGAUUUCAAGGGUCUGUGCGCUCUUCUAUGGCUAAUGCAACCGGAUGAGGAAGCGGGCUGUAUCUUCAGAGUUGUCUCCAUCUUUCCAAGAACAGAACAAAAUGAACAAGGUAGAACAGAAGUUCCAGGGAUCAGUAUCAUUUGAAGAUGUGACUGUGGGCUUCAGCCAGGAGGAGUGGCAGCACCUGGAUCUUAGUCAGAGGGCUCUGUAUAGAGAUGUGAUGCUGGAGAACUACAGCAACCUUGUCUCAGUGGGGUAUUGUGUUUACAAACCAGAGGUGAUCUUCAGGCUAGAACAAGGAGAAGAGCCAUGGAGACUGGAGGAAGAAUUCCCAAGCCAGAGCUUUCCAGAAGUCUGGACAGCUGAUCACCUGAAAGAGAGGAGCCAAGAAAACCUAUCUAAACAUUUGUGGGAAAUUGUAUUCAUCAAUGAUGAAAUGCUGACUAAGGAACAAGCUGUAUCUUCAGAGUUGUCUCCGUCUUUCCAAGAACAGAACAAAAUGAACAAGGUAGAACAGAAGUUCCAGGGGUCAAUAUCAUUUAAAGAUGUGACUGUGGGCUUCACCCAGGAGGAGUGGCAGCACCUGGAUCCUAGUCAGAGGGCUCUGUAUAGAGAUGUGAUGCUGGAGAACUACAGCAACCUUGUCUCAGUGGGGUAUUGUGUUCACAAACCAGAGGUGAUCUCCAGGCUGGAACAAGGAGAAGAGCCAUGGAGACUGGAGGAAGAAUUCCCAAGCCAGAGCUUUCCAGAAGUCUGGACAGCUGAUCACCUGAAAGAGAGGAGCCAAGAAAACCAAUCUAAACAUUUGUGGGAAGUUGUAUUCAUCAAUAAUGAAAUGCUGACUAAGGAACAAGGUGAUGUAAUAGGAAUACCAUUUAACAUGGACGUAAGCUCUUUUCCUUCCAGAAAAAUGUUCUGUCAGUAUGACUCAUGUGAAAUGAGUUUCAACACUGUUUCACAAUUGGUUAUCAGUAAGAUGAACUAUUUAGGAGAAAAGUCUGAUGAAUUUAAUGCCUGUGGGAAAUUGUUACUCAAUAUUAAGCAUGGUGAAACUCAUACUCGAGAGAAAAAUGAAGUUUUAAAAGAUAGGAACACUCUGAGUCGUCAUGAGGAUGCUUUGCAGCAUGAGAAGAUUCAAACUUUAGAGCACAAUUUUGAAUACAGUAUAUGUCAGGAAACCCUCCUUGAAAAGGCAGUAUUUAAUACACAGAAGAGAGAGAAUGCAGAAGAGAAUAACUGUGAAUAUAAUGAAUUUGGGAGAACUUUCUCUGAUAGUUCAUCCCUCUUGUUCCAUCAGAUACCUUCGUCAAAGGACAAUCACUAUGAAUUUAGUGAUUGUGAGAGGUUCUUAUGUGUUAAGUCUACCCUUUCUAAACAUCACGGGGUACCUAUGGAACACAAUGAAAGUGGGAAUAAUUUCAGGAGGAAAUUGUGUCGGUCACAGCUUCAGAAAGGUGAUAAAGGAGAGAAACACAUUGAAUGUAAUGAAUGUGGGAAAGUUUUCUGGGAGAAGUCACAUCUCACUCGACAUCAGAGGGUGCACACAGGAGAGAAACCCUUUCAAUGUAAUGAAUGUGGAAAAGCUUUCUGGGAUAAGUCAAACCUCACUAAACAUCAGAGAUCACACACAGGGGAGAAACCUUUUGAAUGCAAUGAAUGUGGGAAAGCCUUUAGCCAUAAGUCAGCUCUCACAUUACACCAGAGAACACAUACAGGGGAGAAACCCUAUCAGUGUAAUGCAUGUGGGAAAACUUUUUGCCAGAAAUCUGACCUCACUAAACAUCAGAGAACACACACAGGGCUGAAACCCUAUGAAUGUUAUAAAUGUGGAAAAUUCUUCCGUGUGACUUCGCACCUUAAAGUACACCAGAGAACUCACACAGGUGAGAAACCUUUUGAAUGUCUUGAGUGUGGGAAAUCCUUUUGUGAAAAGUCAAAUCUUACACAGCAUCAGAGAACUCACAUAGGAGAUAAAUCUUAUGAAUGUAAUGCAUGUGGGAAAACUUUCUACCACAAGUCAUUACUCACCAGGCAUCAGAUAGUUCAUACAGGGUGGAAACCUUAUGAAUGUUAUGAAUGUGGGAAAACCUUCUGCUUGAAGUCAGACCUAACAGUACAUCAGAGAAUGCACACAGGUGAGAAACCCUUUGCAUGUCCUGAAUGUGGGAAAUUCUUUAGCCAUAAGUCAACCCUCUCUCAACAUUAUAGAACACACACAGGGGAGAAACCCUAUGAAUGUCAUGAAUGUGGAAAAAUAUUUUACAAUAAGUCAUACCUAACUAAACAUAAUAGAACACAUACAGGGGAGAAACCCUAUGAAUGUAAUGAAUGUGGAAAAACCUUCUACCAAAAGUCACAACUCACUCAGCAUCAGAUAAUUCACAUAGGGGAGAAACCCUAUAAAUGUAAUGAGUGUGGAAAAGCUUUUUGCCAUAAGUCAGCUCUAAUUGUACAUCAGAGAACCCAUACACAAGAAAAGCCCUAUAAAUGUAACGAAUGUGGCAAAUCUUUCUGUGUGAAGUCAGGACUUACUUUUCAUGAGAGAAAGCACACAGGGGAGAAACCCUAUGAAUGCAGUGAAUGUGGGAAAUCCUUCAGUCACAAAUCAUCACUCACAGUACAUCACAGGGCUCACACAGGAGAGAAAUCUUGUCAAUGUAAUGAAUGUGGAAAAAUCUUUUACCGUAAAUCAGAACUUGCUAAACAUCAGAGAUCACAUACAGGGGAAAAGCCCUAUGAAUGUAACACAUGCAGGAAGACUUUCUCUCAAAAGUCAAAUCUCAUUGUACAUCAGAGAAGACACAUAGGAGAAAACCUUAUGAAUGAAAUGGAUAUUGGAAAUUUCCAGCCACAAAUCAGCCUCCAUAAUGCCUCAGAUGAUUCACACUGUGGAGAAAGCCCUGCUGACAUCCUGAAUGUUCAGUAACUAUCCACAAACUCACCUUAUGUUACUCCAAAGUAACAGUAGGGGAUAAACCCAUAGACUACAACAAUUAUAGGACAGCUUUUGUUAGGAAGUGAUAUUCUAUUUAAUAUCAGAUGGUUAAUACGGGCAUAAAACCUUACAGAUUUUUUUGAAUUUAUGAAAGUUUUUGGCAAAAAUACAAAUAAGAUUAUGUUAGAAUUUACACUGAGGAGAAAAUUGUCAAUUUAAGAAAUUUAAAGUGAAAAUUUUGCAUAGAAAUAAAAUAUGACAAGUUCUGUUUUGAGUUUGAUACAAUAAUAGUUUUUAGGGUACCUAACAAUAAUUUAUAGAUAGAUGUAUAUUGUGGAAUAUAAAGCUUUAAGAACUUAAAAAAAAAGUAAUAAUUAAAAUAACCUCACAAGAAGUUGUAAUGAGUACAGAGAAUUCCCAUGUACACUUCACCAAGCUUCCUCUAAGGAUAAUAUAUAAUUAUAAUAUAUGGUCAAGUCCAAGAAAUUGAUGUUACCUUGCUAGUAGAUACAGACUUACUCACAUUUUACUAUGGUUUGCGUGCACUGUGUGUGUGUGUUUAUAUCAAACUUUUACCACCUUUACAUUUGAGUAACCAUCAGCACAAUUAGUUUACAGAACUGAAAAGGAAUCAGGAUUUAGCCUCAAGUAGUUCCCUUGUAUUAAUAAUCACACCCUUUCUGCAACCCUACCCCUGGCAUCCACUUGAUUAUGAAGCUUUUUAUAAAGCAUCGAUAAAUUGAUUAAUAUCAAUUUAUUAAUGGGCAAUUAAUGGGCAAUAGCAUUAAGCAUAUCUGCGAGUUAUCCCUGAAGUUCAUAGGACUUACAAAUGUAUAAGUGGUAUGUGAUAUAAAUCGUGUGUUUUAUAUGCAUAAUGGAAUUUAAUGUAAUUGUGAAUAGGAAGUAGGUAUCCUAGUUUAGUAGUGGUUAUAUCAUCAGGCCCAUCCCAGAUGUUUGUCAUGUCCUGAAACAAUUUAAAAGGAGACCCACAGAGCUAAUGUUUAUCCAUUUAAAAGGAAAAAUCAAAAUAACAACUUAUCUAAAAAAAAAAAUCUAUCCUGUGCAUGUGAAGAUCUAGGCCUGCCUCCAUGUUACUCCCUUUCUCUUCGUACCAGUGACUCAUCCCAUGCCAUGAAGUGCCUAGGGUGCAUAUAUGAACACUUCAGCCUUCAACGUAAGUGAUACUCCAAAUUUUCUUUAAGCAGCUGCUCUCCAAGACAGGGCCCUGGAAAGAAGCCUACACAUAUAGCCCAGUUGCUGCCCAGGGCGGUUGAACUGUCAUUUCAAGGCUCAUUGUACCCAGACAGGGAUCUGAACCUUCAGAGACUUUUGCGAAUAUGAAGAGGAGGGUUGAGGCUGGAGCACAGCCAGAAUCAAGCUGGCAUGGGGCUGUUAUUGAAAGUGUGAAGAUUGUACAUUAUAUUACAUUAUCAGAUCAUACAAAUAAUCUAAGAUUAUACAGUCUGGUGAUCCUAGAUUACACAAGUAAUCUAAGCUUCCACUUUAGGAAACUAG
Messenger RNA from Macaca mulatta (Rhesus monkey), 4545 nucleotides. Lineage: Eukaryota; Metazoa; Chordata; Mammalia; Primates; Cercopithecidae. The record is from RefSeq and is a predicted model, not a curated record.